UGGGGGAGGGUGGCGGGCUGAAGGGAAGUCCCGCCUCUGCUGCAGACGCCGCCGAGCACUUGGCCGGGUCCCGGAGAGCCUGGCAGGUGAGGGUCUCGGGGUGCCGAGACCCCAGUUCCCACCGAGCGAGGUGUGCCGGCCAGGGGCGCGAGAUCCGAUUCCGGAGCUGCCAUGAUUGAAGUGGUAGCAGAGCUGAGCCGAGGUCCCGUGUUUCUGGCGGGGGAGGCACUGGAGUGUGUGGUGACAGUCACCAACCCCCUGCCCCCUACAGCCACCUCUGCAUCCAGUGAGGCUCUGGCCUGGGCCAGUGCCCAAAUCCACUGCCAGUUCCAUGCCAGUGAGAGUCGAGUAGCACUGCCUCCCCCUGACUCCAGCCAGCCAGAUGUCCAGCCUGAGAGCCAGACUGUCUUUCUACCACACCGAGGUGAGAGGGGUCAGUGUAUCCUUUCUACUCCACCAAAAAUCCUAUUCUGUGAUCUGAGGCUAGACCCUGGAGAGUCCAAAUCAUACUCCUACAGUGAAGUGCUGCCCAUAGAGGGGCCACCCUCCUUUCGGGGCCAGUCAGUCAAGUAUGUCUACAAACUGACCAUUGGCUGCCAGCGUGUCAACUCACCCAUCACUUUACUCAGAGUCCCUCUGAGGGUUCUUGUAUUAACUGGCCUUCAAGAUGUCCGGUUUCCCCAGGAUGAGGCUGUGGCCCCAUCUAGUCCUUUCUUGGAGGAGGAUGAAGGUGGGAAGAAGGAUUCAUGGCUAGCGGAGUUGGCUGGGGAGCGCCUCAUGGCUGCCACAUCCUGCCGCAGCCUCCAUCUAUACAAUAUCAGUGAUGGCCGAGGAAAAGUUGGGACAUUUGGCAUCUUCAAAUCUGUAUACAGACUCGGCGAGGACGUGGUGGGGACCUUGAACUUAGGUGAAGGAACUGUAGCUUGUUUGCAGUUUUCAGUAAGCUUACAGACCGAGGAGCGUGUACAGCCUGAGUUCCAGCGGCGCCGGGGGACAGGGGGUGCCCCCUCUGUAUCCCAUGUGACUCAUGCCCGACACCAGGAGUCCUGCCUACAUACAACCAGAACCAACUUCUCCCUCCCCAUCCCUCUCAGCUCCACCCCAGGCUUCUGCACAGCCAUUGUGGCCCUGAAGUGGCGAUUGCAUUUUGAAUUUGUAACAUCCCAAGAACCAGGUCUGCUGCUCCUUCCUCCCACAGAACAGCCCGAACCUGUCACCUGGACAGGGCCUGAGCAAGUGCCAGUAGACACCUUCAGCUGGGACCUCCCCAUCAAGGUGCUGCCUACGAGCCCUAUGUUGGCCUCAUAUGCAGCCCCAGGCCCCAGCACCAGCACCAUAACCAUCUGAGACUGGCUCACUGCAGCACUGCUUUCUUCAGGAUACUGAGAACUCACCACCUGGACUCUAGUAGGGCUUGUUUUUUCCACCUGGGGGCCAAUGGUAUGGACAACGAGAGAGCCAGGCUUUCAGCUAUAGCAUUAAUUUAUUGACUGAGAAUAAAUGGGCAGCUGCUAGUGGUUUCCCUGGAAGUGGCAGCAGUGGGCAGUCAGCAGAAGGGUGAUCAGUUGAGUUUAGCUGGAGUGGGGAGCAGGAGCCCCAGGAACAGGGGUGUUAGCCGAGCCCCACUCUAGGUCGGGCCCUCUCCCUUUGCAGGGCAGCCGAGGGUCAGAUUUUUGUACCAGAGAGAAUUGGCAGGUUCCUGCCUCCUGAUGUACCUCACACCCAGCGGGGAAGUCGAUGGGAUGCUGGGACCUGGGGAACCAAAGGAUGAGGAACGAUUAGUAUGGUGAAGGGCCACCUUUUCCCUGCCCCACAUUCCCUUUCUCCCAGCAUUCCUCUCAUUAUCUUCCUUUAGUGGCCCCCUGGUCCCCCUAACUGAGCUCUUGUCUACCAUAUUUGGAUUUUUUUGUUUCAUAGCAGAAAUAUUUCCCUCCAGAUCACCCUUACCUCCUUUUGUCACCUGAAACCUUAUCUCUCACCCUUUUGUUGAUACUUUCAGGUUCAGCCAGCCUCCUGCUGCUCUUCCGUUCAUUCUCAUAUCACAGCAAUCUAAUCAUACCCUUGCUGUCCCUCACCCACAUAAAAGCCAAUCUCCUCUGGCCAUCUUUAGUCACUUACGUAUCACAGCAGCCCACACCGACGGGAUGCAGACAAGUGCAAUGGAAACAGUCCUUGCGGAGCCAAGAUUCACCCAGGGUGAAAUAUUUCCCUUCAUAGUGGCAGGGGGCUAGGGAAGAACAGGAAAUGUUAGUGUGGGGGAGUGGUGAUGGCAGACAGAAUUGCUGUGGUCUGCAGUGGGAGAGGGUAAGUACACACUACUGCUGUUCCUGAGCUGGAGGGAGUCUGGAUAUCCUGACACAGGAUCAUCUCUAAGCCCCACUCCUCCCAAUACCCUCUGUCCUCAUCCUUUUCUAAUACCUCACCCAGCUUUACCUUGAGCUUGGAAGUAGCACUUGCUGUGGACUCCGGGGUGCUGGAGCAGCAGAGAUACCACCAAGUAGGUGAUCCCCCAUCCUCCCAAGAUCCCUGUAGCCUGUCUCGCCCAGAGCAUCCUUACAGCUGUUCCUGAAGCACAGCUCUUAGUCCCUUCUUGGCACCUUUUGAGACUACUUUGGUCUUGCCUCCUUGGCUUUUCUUUGUUUUUCUCCUUCAGUCUUAGUUUCUAUCUGUCUUCCCUGGGCUCCUGUCUCACACCAUCUCUGUGCCCUCUGCUCUCGCAGGCUUGGGGAUGUUUAUAAAGUGAGGACCCUGGCCCCCUGCUGAGUAGAGCUGGAAAAGCUGUAACUGUUUCCUGAGGUGAGGGCAUGAAAACAAGAGUCUAGCUUUAACAAGCUGUGAGAGCUGAUUCAUAGCCAGCGGGAGGGAGGUGACCAUGGAAGGGGCACUGGACCAGGCACUUCCCCAGCAAGGAGGUGGGAGGGGUGAGGGCCCCCUGGUGGUCCCCAGAUCUCUUCCCUGACCUGGAGAGAAGGAAGCAUUCCGCCAUCUCCCCCCAUCCCUUCCGCAGCACACACACGCACUCCAGGGGUGUGUAUGCUGGGAUCCCUGCCUGGACCGGAGGGAGGCGUUUCCUGGGGAUGGCUAAUCCUGUGCCCCGGCCAAACCAAGGAGCUGCAGUGGGGUGCGACGGCCAGAGGCUCCAGGAGAGUGAACAGGCACCUGGAGUAGAGAAUGUUUCUCUUAGACCCUAGGGUAGUGUCUCCCUGAAGUAUCCUAGAGACAUGGCUGCCCCUCAGAUUGGGGGUAGGGGUGUCUUCCACAAGUAUCCCAGAGAUUAAUUAUCCAUUGUUCAGUACCUCCAAACAUGCAGCAGAUACAGGUUCUCCCCUGAUCUGGCAGUGGUUCUUCCAAAGAGAACCAUCUGUAAAUGCCCUAAUAAUAUAAGUCACUCCGGUUUGA
Manis pentadactyla (Chinese pangolin) is the source of this 3399-nucleotide messenger RNA. RefSeq names its product RGP1 homolog, RAB6A GEF complex partner 1 (gene RGP1). NCBI's taxonomy places the organism in Eukaryota, Metazoa, Chordata, Mammalia, Pholidota, Manidae. The coding region runs from base 172 to 1347 and encodes 391 amino acids. The transcript has 9 exons. The record is from RefSeq and is a predicted model, not a curated record. Gene Ontology annotation, biological process: retrograde transport, endosome to Golgi. Gene Ontology annotation, cellular component: Golgi membrane; Ric1-Rgp1 guanyl-nucleotide exchange factor complex.